CUUUCUCCUGUUCAAGUGCAGGAGAUGCUGCCUACCCACAAGGCUUUGGUCCAUGCGUGGAAAUGGGAGCAGAGCGUGCGUGAGGUCGUUCGGAGUCCGCCCUCCUUGCCCGGGCUGCUCUCGCGCUGUUUUUGCAGGGCCUAUGCAUCCUCCUCCUCCUGGUGGAGAACUCUUUAAGUUAUAAGAGGAAGAUAAAAGGCUGUGGUUCAUCAGUAAUCCAGGCACAGAAACACAUAUAAUCACUAGUUGAAUUUCCAUCAAAUUGUUCAGCAGAGCAUGGAGAAGAAGAUUGACUCCAGGUCUUUUAGGGAUGGUGUGGCUAAGAAACCUUGUUCUCCAAAGGCACUGCCCUUCAAAAAGUCUUCUGCCUUCUCUGGGAUCCAGAGGGAGUUACCUAGAAGCUGUCAUUCUUUAUACUAUCAUACGUCACAAAAUUGGGCUCGACACCGGCUAAGAGAACUGCGAAGCAGAUGUGUGGCCAGAAAGUUUUUGUAUGUGUGGAUUCGAAUGACUUUUGGAAGAGUAACUCCCUCCAGAGCCAGGUUUUUCCAUGAGCAGAGACUGCUACAGAAGGUCUUUGGAGAAUGGAGGGAAGAAUGGUGGGUCUCCCAGAGAGAAUGGAAACUCUGUGUUCGAGCUGACUGUCACUACAGAUACUAUUUGUACAACCUGAUGUUCCAGAACUGGAAGACCUUUGUGCACCAGCGACGGGAGAUGAGGAAGGGGCUCUGUAGAGCCGAGCAUCACGAUACAAAGCAGAAGAUGCGCCAAGCCUGGAAGUCCUGGUUGAUAUACAUGGUUGCCCGUAGGACCAAACAUCACAUGCAGUCCACUGCUGUAGAAUUUAGGCGGAGGAGUGUCUUAUGUUUCUGGUGGAGCAGGUGGAGGAGGCGACUAGCACAAGCCCAUGCGGACCAUGCUCUCCACACAGCGGCUGUGAAGCAUAGGGCCCGGAGCCUCCAGCUGCAGGCUUGGUCACGAUGGCAAGAACAGCUCCUAAAUAGCCAUCUGGAAAGGUGGAAGGAGGUCAGUGCUGUGCGACACCAUCAGCGCUGGCAGAAGCAGAGAUCUUUGAAGGCCUGGCUUCAGUACCUCCACAUCCGCAGGGCGAAGAGAUGGCAGAACGAGAUGGCCGCACAGUUCCACCGUGUCACUGUGCUCCAGAUACGUUUCUGUGACUGGCAGUGGGCCUGGGAGUGGAGGCAGAGCUUGUCUGCCCACCAGGCCUUGGUGGAGAAGCUGGCCAAGAAGAUGGCCAUGCGGAGGGCCUUUGCACACUGGAAGCACUACAUGCUUCUACAGGCAGAAGAGGCUGCCCAGCAUGCAGCAGCAGAACACCACCACCAUCGCUACCUCCUGCGUUCUUGCUUUCGGGCCUUCAAAGACAAUGUGGCCCAGGCCCGUCUCUGGCGAAUAAGAAGGAACCUUGCUCACCAGCUUCGUGACACCACGCUGCUUCGCAGGUUCUGGAACCUCUGGCAGUCUCGAAUUGAGCAGAGGGAGGAGAGGGUUCAGCCUCCCUCACUGCAUGCAGCCUGGAGCCACUACAGGAUGACAGUCCUCCGCAAGUGUGUCGGGGUGUGGUUACAGUAUGUGCACCAGAGAAGACGUCUGCAGUUCCUGCAGGCCAGAGCAGACAGUCAUUUCCAGCAGAGAGCACUGCCAGCUGCCUUCCGUGUGUGGUACAGCCUCUGGAGAUGGCAUCAGCAGGGGCGAGUCCUCUACACAAGAGCAGUGCGUUUUCACAGGGAGACAUUAGAGAAGCAGGUAUUUGCUAUCUGGCGGCAGAAGAUGUUUCACCAUCGAGAAACCCGCUUGGCCGAGAGAAUGGCUAUACUGCAGGCAGAGCAGCAGCUUCUGCGGAGGUCCUGGUUCAUGUGGCGGCAGCAGGCAGCAGCCUGUCACCGAGAGCGGGAGUGGCACACCAUGGCCUGUGCCCACCGGCACACCAGGCUGCUCAGGAAGGCUUUCUGCACCUGGAGGGAAAGAGCCCAAGGAUUUAGGACUGAGAGGAUGGGCAGGGCACAGGCUGCACACUUCCACUCAGCACGGCUCCUGCGUUGGGCCUGGAGCAUGUGGAGGGAGUGCCUGGCCCUGAGGACGGAAGAGCAGGAAAAGCUGAGGCGUGCGGCUCUUCACAGUCGGCACACCCUGCUUCACAGGGCUCUGCAAAUGUGGCUGGUUUACCAGGACAGAGUGAGGAGCGUUCUACAGGAGGUGGCAGCCAGGGAGAGACAGCACAACAGGCAGUUGCUGUGGUGGGCAUUACGUCGUUGGAGGAAAAACACCAUGGCCCGUUUGGAUAUGACCAAAAAAGCCUCCCAAGCAAGAGCCCACUACAACAGGACUCUGUGCUCCAAGGUCCUGGUGCAGUGGAGGGAGGUUACAUCAGUGCAGAUAUAUUACCGAGAAAAGGAGGCAGCUGCCCUCAGGGAGGCCCGGAAAGCACUGAGCAGGGGUCGUCUCCGUAACUGCUUUCGGCACUGGCGGUUCUGCAGCCAGAGGGCGGCCCAGCAGAGAGUCCGGCUGCAGCGGGCGGCCCAGCAUCACCGCCAGCAGCUGCUGCUGGAAGGGAUGGCUGGCUGGAAGGCAUACCAUCUGCAGUGUGUCAGGAAAAAGCUUCUGCAGAGGCAGGGUGCCCAACUCUUGGCACAGAGACUCAGUCGGGCCUGCUUCUGCCAGUGGAGGAAGCAGCUGGCAGCCAGGAAGCAAGAGCAGUGGAGUACAGCCCGGGCCCUGUGGUUCUGGGCCUUCUCACUACAGGCAAAGGUGUGGACUGCGUGGCUGGGCUUCGUACUUGAGAGGAGGAGGAAGAAGGCCCGGCUGGAGCAAGCUGUGCAGGUCUACCACCAGCAGCUGCUGCAGGAGGGGGUCACGCGGCUUCUGCGCUUUGCCGCCGGUGGGAAGGCCUCCCGGCAGCAACUCCAGGCCCAGCAGCAGCUCCAGGCAGCCCACAGCCUCCACUGUGCAGUCCGCCGCUGUGCUGAGCUCUGGAAAAGGAAGGCGCUUGGUCCGGGCAGGGCGGCUCAGCCACCAGCACCCGGCACAUUCAGCAGGAGAGUGACAUUUAAGGAUUCCUUUCUCUCCGGAGUUGCUGCUGAGGCUGAGGAUGCCACCCUGGAGACCAAGAAGUUGCGAGCUCCUCCAUCUCAGGGCAUCCUGGGCAGCUUGGCAGUAGCUGCUGGGGAGCCCUGCCUCCUAGAGCUCAGUGAGGCCCGCUCAUCACGGAAACAGCCACGACGUCCAUCCUUCCUGCUGGAGCAUUUGUGGAGCCAGAGGUCCCCAGGCUGGUGCACCCUCAGGGAGCAGCAGUUGGAGAAGCCUCUGGAAAAGGGUCAAAGCAUGGCUCCGCCAGGAGGCCUUUCCCUGAUGAGGCCCUUCCCACCUGUGGUUCUGCCGAAUGCCCCUGGUUUGAAGCUGCCCCCUCCAGCAAGUCCAGGCCUGGAUCUGUUGCCUCCUUCUUCCUUCAUGCCCCGUGGGGUGGGAGACACCGCCAGGGUGUCAGCAGAGCCCACCAUCCCUGGACCUCAACCUCUGGCAUGCCCAGCCCUAACCAGGGGCCCUCAGCCCCAUCUUUUCCUCCCUGAGGAUUUCACAAGCACCAGGAUUGGGCCUGGCUAUGGCUCCGAGGCUACAGGCCACACCGAGCUUGAGGCUGAGCUGGAGGAGAUCCAGCAGCAGUUACAGCACUACCAGAGCACCAAGCAGAACCUUCGGUCAUGCCAACGACAAGCCAACAGCCUGCGUAGGUGGCUGGAGCUAAGCCAGGAGGAGCCCAGGCCUGAGGACCAGGAUGUAGAACAGCAAGUGAAAAAAGAGCUAGAGGAGGUGGAACUACAGAUCCAGCAGCUGGCAGAGGAACUCCAGGCCCAGCGUCAGCCCAUCCGUACAUGCAUGGCUCGUGUUCAGGCCCUGAGACAGGCUCUGUGCUAGUGGGCUUGCCUCUGGGGGCAGGUGCUGUCCUUCCCCAGGCCAUAGACACCCACCCUCCUUCAAUAACAGAAUACAAAGCUACAAUGGUUUAGGGUUUUUAUUUCAAAAUGUCUGGCAAUUAAAUGUUACUGUUCAGAAGUC
Peromyscus eremicus (cactus mouse) is the source of this 4074-nucleotide messenger RNA. It is a transcript of the gene Sfi1, whose product is annotated as SFI1 centrin binding protein. The transcript is spliced from 33 exons. NCBI's taxonomy places the organism in Eukaryota, Metazoa, Chordata, Mammalia, Rodentia, Cricetidae. The record is from RefSeq and is a predicted model, not a curated record. Gene Ontology annotation, molecular function: phosphatase binding. Bases 277 to 3933 code for a protein of 1218 amino acids.